Messenger RNA from Aspergillus fijiensis CBS 313.89, 991 nucleotides. RefSeq names its product seipin co-factor family protein. The record is from RefSeq and is a predicted model, not a curated record. The transcript has a single exon. Bases 83 to 781 code for a protein of 232 amino acids. Lineage: Eukaryota; Fungi; Ascomycota; Eurotiomycetes; Eurotiales; Aspergillaceae.
AGACUCCCUAGUUUUUUAUCCAUCCUCCAUACAAGGCCUGUGCGCUUGACUCUCGUGCAUUACUGCCAGUGCCGACCUAACAAUGUCCCUCAACACGGCGACCGGCGUGGCGACCAGCGGCCUACAGGGCCGACCCCCUAAGCUGACCGGGGACGUCAAGUCUACGGUUCAACAGGGCCACAAGACGGUCAACAAGACUGCCCAGAAUACCACCGAUUCGGUGCUGCCCGGCCAAUUUCCUGGAGACGAAGACGGAGUCAAGUCCGCCCAGCGCGAUCAGAACAAUGACGGCCCGAUUCUUUCUCCUAUGCGCGACUGGUAUCGUCGCUGGGUACCCCGAAUGUUCGACAAGAUGGAGUCAUACCUCAUGGGCUGGCUCUCCUGGCUCUUGCCGGGACCACGACAAGCCCGGCUGUACGACGCCGCAUCCAAGCGGCCGGCUAGUACAACCUUCCUCAUCUGCCAGCUGCUUUGUUGCGGAGUCCCGUUGCUCGUCUUCCUGGCCGGUGUCUUUUUGUUCGCUGCCGUGGCAAUUAUUCUCUGGUGUGUUCUGUCGCUGCUCAUCCUCGGUCCGGUCCUCUUGGUGGCUAGCAUGAUGGGUGUCUCGCUGUGGGGCUGGGGCUGGUUCUUCUACAGCGUCAUCAAGUGGGUCGAUCAGACCUAUCUGGGUGGUAUGCUUUCUCGGUUCUGGAUGUCGCGAAGCUCGUCUGAUGACGACGACGACGAAAACUCGGGCAAGGAGGAAGGGAAAGAGAAGGGUGGUGAGAAAAAGGAAGGAUGAGCAGAGCCAAAUGACGACCAAGACUGUGGAAGGGGUGCGGAUAUGGAGGAGUGGUCAUUGUGGAGUCAGAACGGUCUAGGGAAAUUGAGCCGUCGAUGUAUAGCCUAGUCGCUGUUCAUUGAAUUCUUGUAAUUAUUUUCUGACAAAUUUAAACUUAUUCUCUCAUAGAUCAUCAGGAGACAAAUGAUUCCCUCAGCUUUGACCAAGUCG